AUGAAAUUCAAGCCUUUUAUCUUCAUGUUCUUUCUCUGUGCAAUAUUUCUCAUUUCUGUUGUGGCAAUAAGGCCAUUCAAAUCUGGUGCAAUUGAAGAAUCCAAAACAAAAGGCUUGGGUAGAGGACAUAGUGAUGAUGUAGAUUGGGUAGGUUCAGGAACAUGGGGAGGUUGGGGAGGACCAAGAGAAGAACGUGUAGAAGGACAUGAAGGAGGUUCAGAAGAAGGUGGAAACGAAGAAUCUGGCUGGGGAGGAGAAGGACCAAGAGAUGAAGGUGGAGAAAGACGUGAAGGAGGUUCAGAAGAAGGUGGAAAUGAAGGAUCUGGUUGGGGAGGAGAAGAAAACGAAGGGUCUGGUUGGGGAGGAGGAAAUGAAGGACCUGAAGAAGACGGAAGCGUUGAAAAUGGAGAUCGUCAGGAGUACCCAUGA
This is a messenger RNA of Lathyrus sativus (Indian pea), 429 nucleotides long. The record is from the annotation of a GenBank genome assembly. NCBI's taxonomy places the organism in Eukaryota, Viridiplantae, Streptophyta, Magnoliopsida, Fabales, Fabaceae.